Alternaria rosae is the source of this 1632-nucleotide messenger RNA. RefSeq lists its product as uncharacterized. The transcript has a single exon. The coding region runs from base 177 to 1454 and encodes 425 amino acids. NCBI's taxonomy places the organism in Eukaryota, Fungi, Ascomycota, Dothideomycetes, Pleosporales, Pleosporaceae. The record is from RefSeq and is a predicted model, not a curated record.
GCUGCAACCAGCGAAGCAACUUCUCGACUAAUUUCUGCACAAAACAAACAGUCACGGUCCUCCGCUCUACACCCUCGACCCUUCUCCGCCUUAUUGCCGCCUCGCCGCUUCCUCGAGGCGCGCUCCCUUAUCUCCAUCACCUUACUGCAUCUUAGCGCCGCGAGCACCCCAGACGGAUGCCCAUUACACGCGCAACGGCUUUGGCCAUGAGCGACGACGCCGAAGAGUCGACACAGCCGCGCGCGUCGCGCUUCAAGGAACACACAAACACAAACGGCAGCAUACGACCGCCGCCAGACGAGCUAUGGAAAGACAUCGGUAUCGAAGAGCUGAUCGAGCAGUUCAACGAGGAGAACGCGAAGCCGCCGACGUCGAGAAAGAGCUCUGCGAACCGCAUGCCCCGCCUGGUCAAGUCGGCUUCUUCGAGGGCAGCUUCCGGUAGUGGGACCCCUACGGAAUCCAGCUUUAGCACAACCGUACAGGCAUCGGCAACCGCGCCGACAGAGACGACUUAUGCUCGCCUACAACGCGCGUUCGCCUCCAUGUUCGGCAGUGUUCUGGGCAAGCGCAAAGCUGGGAACGCAGACGCAGAGCGGGAGAAGGACCAGCACCAGCAACUACUAGAGCAGCGCAAGAGGGAUGCCGAAAUCGCCUAUCAUGAAGCGAAGGACCUGGGCCUUCUCCCUCAACCAAAAGUCUUCGUACGACCCGCUAUGAGGUCGCGGCAAUUUGGUACACCAUAUCAGCCUGUUGCCGCUGAGAAGAUGCAGCUUGGCUUGACCGCAGCCAUGGCCGAGGCUGCGACUCCAAUCCGCACACCGCGAACACCGACCCUCCGCCACACCCCCAGCAAGAAAGACCUGCACAAGCAGAAGAAGCUCACGAAGCGCGUCUCCGACCUCGAGUACAAGCUCGCCUCUGCGAAGAAGGAGCUCCAGACCGUCCUUUACAGCGACAUACCGCCCGUCCCACGCAUCCCCGACUUCGCACCACCCACCCCGGACGUCACCCCUAGCGAAAACGAAGACCCAUCACGAAACACAACCCCAGUCGAAGUUGAGCCACCCGUCAGCAUCGGCAAGAUUGUAAAGAAGCGCAAAGCCACCCUCCAUGACUCGGACGGCGAGUACAAACCCAUACCCACCGACUCCGAAGGCGACAUCGACAUGUUCUCCGCUGCGUCCGCCUCCGAAGCCGAAGUGUCGGAGCGCACCGAGCGCAGUAUAAAACGCGUCAAGAGCACCGCGAGCAAGAAGAGCCCCAGACGAUCUAGUUCGAGGCUCACCAAGCGCUUCUCGAGGAGUAAUCUGAAGAGCGAAGAGCCUGUGCGCGUUGUGCCCGAUGGUAGGGAUGUCCCUGACGUGCCUAGUAUACCGCGCGAGAUGGAGGGUAAGGGCAAGAGGGUCAAGGUUGGGGAUGAUGGGUUUGGAGGGUUGGGCCAUGAGAUCUUUUGACUAGAAGAUUGAUGAUACGUUUGGAAGAUGUUGAAAAGCUUGCUUUGCCCGAAGACACCAUUGGACGUUGUUCGCAUUAUCAGCCUAGGAACAUCUUGCAUAGCACAUGGAGCGUGCGGGAAAGGCGUUUGCUGGGUAACUUGUCCCCUACCCCUUUUUCUCUGCUUCUGAUUCGUUU